This is a messenger RNA of Dentiscutata erythropus, 1557 nucleotides long. The record is from the annotation of a GenBank genome assembly. Lineage: Eukaryota; Fungi; Glomeromycota; Glomeromycetes; Diversisporales; Gigasporaceae.
AUGGAUAAAAAAAAUUGGAAGAAAAUAUUGGAUUGGAUUAAAAAAGAUCUCGUAAGGGUGACAAGUUUUGACUCUGAGUUCAACAUGACCUGUAAAGAAAAAGCACGAGAAAUCUUGGACAAUUGGAAGGAUUGGAUUACAUCGUAUGACGACUUUAUAAAUAGUGAUGACACUCACGCGCCUCUCGUGAAUAUGAAUAUGCGGGUAAAUACUAUAAAGCAACUUAACAGUCUGGCCGGAGCUUCAACACAAAAUAUCGAUAGUCGUCGUACAACUUCGGGAAAACGCUAUCGAAAUAGGGAAGAAACGGAAAAAGCUCCAACUCAAUUAAAAAAGAAGACACUUUCUAGCGGAAGUUCAACAGAAGGACCAGAUAUUCGGAACUAUUUCUUCUCGCAGAUUCGUACUGAGCAGAAUGAACAAGAUCAGCGACCUCGAACCCCGAACAUGAAAUUUAUUCAUCAAGUGCAUCUGGCGUUUCCAUGCCGCCUUGGAACCGAGAGCGAUAAUGAUGAGUCACAAGAACCUUGUGAUUUAGAUAUUGAUCCCAUAUCAGAUCACAAAUUACCUGACGAAUUAUGUGAGGAAAUGAAGGGUUUGAAUGCCAGCGAAUUGUUAAUUCGAAAUAAACUGCUUGAAAUUCUCCACCAAAACCAAUUCAAGGAUUUAAAAUCGGGCAAAACACUGAUGAGCUCGAAUUUCUUAAACGGAAUUAUAGAUGUGUCAGAUGCCAAUUUUAAGACAAUGAUUAAAUCGGAACUGAAUAAAUUGAACGAAGGACAACAAUGGUUUGAUAAGGUUCUCAGUAAACAAACAUGGAUUUUAACUCCUGAAUUUACCAAUUAUCGCAAUCAGUUCACGGACGAUGUAUGCAAUCGUAUGCAAUUACCCACUUUGGUACGCAAGUCCUUCGUCACAGAACGCUUUGAUCCCUUCGUUCACGAAGGGCAUGAUAUCGCGCAGGAUAUCAUGAAACACUUUUCAGUGCGGUUGGAAGCACCAUGCAAUAUAUAUUCAAAAGCGUCAAAAUUGGAAAGAACCUACGCGAUUGAUACGAUUAUAUACGUUAUGAAUAGAAUUUUCCGAAUGCAUUUUGAUGUUCUCGAUGGAAACUGGAUAGAAAUACUUACAAGUGAUACAAAGUCCCAUAAGAUCGAUGGUGUCUUGAAUGUUUUUCAAACAAAAAAGUUUAGACAGACAAUCAUAAUUAUAGAGUUUUCACACAGUCAAUACGCCUCAGCAGACAAGGAAACUGACGAUCAGGUGAAAUUGAGUCGAAACGCCAAGAGAAUUUUAAACAAAUUACUUGAUAGAGUCUCAUAUGAGCAAGCACGUGUUUAUACUAUUCAAAGUAUUAAUGGAAAUAUUAAUAUAAAAUAUAUGGUACGGCCUCUACCUUCUAUAUAUCUGUAUGAAGAAUUUGUUAGUAUAAAAAUACCUACGACUUUUGAUGAUAUGGAAGAAUUCGCCAAAAGUAUGUCAACCCUUAUGGAUUUUCAGACUGAUGUUUUGCAAACUGUUAAGCUAAUGAAUAAAAAACCUAUUGAAGGCAAAAAG